Chaetura pelagica (chimney swift) is the source of this 2624-nucleotide messenger RNA. It is a transcript of the gene CDH7, whose product is annotated as cadherin 7, type 2. The transcript is spliced from 11 exons. Gene Ontology annotation, biological process: adherens junction organization; multicellular organism development; calcium-dependent cell-cell adhesion. The record is from RefSeq and is a predicted model, not a curated record. Bases 203 to 2560 code for a protein of 785 amino acids. Gene Ontology annotation, cellular component: plasma membrane; adherens junction; catenin complex. NCBI's taxonomy places the organism in Eukaryota, Metazoa, Chordata, Aves, Apodiformes, Apodidae. Gene Ontology annotation, molecular function: cadherin binding; calcium ion binding.
UGUAGGUACCUGUUACACAAUUUCUUUGGUGAAGGCUGUUCAUCAGUGGUGACUUCUUCCAACUAACCACUCCACAAAUUAUCUCUGGACUCCCAGCUGCCACCCUGCCGGAGGCUAGAGCUGCUGAGACAACUGGAAUUCUGCUUUCUCUCAUCAAGGUUUUUUCUUUCACUGGGAAAAAAAAAAAAAAAAAAAGAAGAGGAUGAAGUUGGGCACAGUGGAGUUCUGCCAUUUUCUGCAGAUACUAGCUCUUUUCCUGUGUCUUUCUGGGAUGAAUCAAGCAGAGCACUCGAGCUCCCGGUCAAAGGCCUACUUUCAAUCAGGGAGGACGAGAACCAAACGCAGCUGGGUGUGGAAUCAAUUCUUUGUGCUGGAAGAAUACAUGGGUACAGACCCACUCUAUGUAGGAAAGCUUCACUCUGAUGUUGAUAAAGGAGAUGGUUCCAUCAAAUACAUCUUGUCAGGCGAAGGGGCAAGUUCCAUUUUCAUUAUUGAUGAGAACACGGGGGAUAUUCAUGCUACAAAGAGACUGGAUCGAGAAGAACAGGCCUACUACACACUUCGAGCACAAGCACUAGAUAGGCUGACUAAUAAACCCGUGGAACCAGAAUCUGAGUUCGUCAUUAAGAUUCAGGACAUCAAUGACAAUGAGCCAAAAUUUCUGGAUGGUCCUUACACUGCUGGAGUUCCUGAGAUGUCUCCUGUGGGUACCUCCGUGGUUCAAGUGACAGCCACUGAUGCAGAUGAUCCUACUUAUGGCAACAGUGCUCGAGUGGUUUACAGCAUAUUGCAAGGACAACCUUACUUUUCUGUGGAGCCAAAAACAGGUGUUAUCAAGACUGCCCUUCCGAAUAUGGAUAGAGAAGCCAAGGACCAAUAUCUACUUGUUAUUCAAGCAAAAGACAUGGUUGGGCAGAAUGGUGGAUUAUCAGGGACCACAUCUGUCACCGUCACCCUGACUGAUGUUAAUGACAACCCACCCCGCUUUCCACGACGAUCUUAUCAGUAUAAUGUCCCUGAGUCUUUGCCAGUGGCUUCUGUGGUGGCCAGAAUAAAAGCUGCAGAUGCAGAUGUGGGACCUAAUGCUGAAAUGGAAUAUAAGAUUGUGGAUGGUGAUGGUUUGGGAGUAUUCAAAAUUUCUGUUGACAAAGACACCCAGGAAGGAAUCAUAACAAUUCAGAAGGAGCUGGAUUUUGAAGCCAAGACAAGCUAUACCCUGAGGAUAGAAGCAGCCAAUAUGCAUGUUGACCCUCACUUCCUGAGUCUGGGACCCUUCAGUGACAUGACAACAGUGAAGAUAAUCGUAGAAGAUGUUGAUGAGCCCCCUGUGUUUACUUCACGUUUAUACUCCAUGGUGGUGUCUGAAGCAGCAAAAGUUGGCACUAUCAUUGGAACUGUAGCAGCCCAUGACCCAGAUGCAUCGAAUAGUCCUGUCAGGUACUCGAUAGAUCGAAACACAGACCUGGAGAGGUAUUUCAAUAUUGAUGCCAACAGUGGAGUCAUUACAACUGCCAAGUCUUUGGACAGGGAAACUAAUGCUGUUCACAACAUCACAGUUUUGGCUAUGGAGAGUCAGAAUCCAGCACAGAUUGGUAGAGGCUAUGUAGCCAUUACUAUCCUUGACAUCAAUGACAAUGCCCCUGAAUUUGCCAUGGAGUAUGAGACAACAGUCUGUGAAAAUGCUCAAGCUGGUCAGGUGAUCCAGAAAAUCAGUGCAAUUGAUAAAGAUGACCCACCAAAUGGCCAUCAGUUCUACUUCAGUUUAACAGCAGAAGCAGCUAAUAACCACAAUUUUACACUGCAGGACAACAAAGAUAACACUGCAACAAUAUUAACCAGAAGAAAUGGUUUCCGAAGACAGGAACAGUCUGUUUUCUACUUGCCAAUAUUCAUUGUGGACAGUGGAUCACCUUCACUUAGUAGCACUAAUACCCUCACCAUCAGAGUCUGUGAUUGUGAUGCAGAUGGUAUUGCACAGACAUGCAAUGCAGAAGCAUAUAUCUUGCCUGCAGGACUUAGUACUGGAGCCCUGAUAGCAAUAUUGGCUUGUGUCUUGACACUGCUAGUUCUUGUCUUGCUGAUUGUCACCAUGAGGCGACGGAAAAAAGAGCCCCUCAUUUUUGAUGAAGAGAGAGAUAUCAGGGAGAACAUUGUCAGGUAUGACGAUGAGGGUGGUGGAGAAGAAGACACUGAGGCUUUUGACAUGGCUGCCUUGAGAAACCUCAAUAUCAUUCGAGACACCAAGACCAGAAGGGAUGUGACACCUGAGAUUCAGUUCUUGAGCAGACCAACUUUUAAAAGCAUCCCAGAUAAUGUCAUUUUUAGGGAAUUUAUUUGGGAAAGACUAAAAGAAGCUGAUGUGGAUCCGUGUGCGCCACCUUAUGACUCCCUGCAGACAUAUGCGUUUGAGGGGAACGGCUCAGUGGCAGAGUCACUCAGUUCUUUAGAUUCGAUUAGCUCAAACUCUGACCAGAACUACGAUUACCUCAGUGACUGGGGCCCUCGUUUUAAAAGGCUUGCGGAUAUGUAUGGGACUGGACCAGAUUGCUUAUACUCAUAGCCUUGGAACCUUUCUCUGAAAAUGCACUGAAGAAUACUAAAACAGAAAACUCAACCUUACAGAC